AUGGCGGGGUCGACAUUCCAGGUCUCCAAGCCCAUGACCGUGAAGGACAUUGCCGCAAGAGGUCAGGAUUUUGAUUUCAAUCCUUUGAUUCCCUUCAAAUACUGGGUGCGGACUGCAGAUACGCUGCUUCGAGAGGCACAAAUAUACGAACAGGAGGGGAAUGACCAGCAGGCGUACUUGCUCCUCAUCCGGUAUGCAAGUCUCGUAUCCGAAAAACUCCCAUCACAUCCGGCUGCCAAAGAUCCAGAGAACCGACAGGGGCUGAAGCUGGCGUUGAGGAGCCUCCCUUGGGUUUUGGAUACCUUGGAAGUUCUCAAACCUCGGAUCAAUGAUCGUUAUGAUGUUUGGGAGCAGACGAUGGAGAGGAGGCGAGAGGCACACCUCAGGAUGGGCCAUCAGAGAUCACGGUCAGGUUUGGCGGCGGCUUCGGACCCGGCGGUUGCAGGAAACACAACAACACUCGCCGCUGCAGACAACAGCCAUUUGGCAGUUAAACUGGCACACAAAGAAAUCAGGCGGCGAGACGCAGCUAAGAAGUCUACAAGGCAAGCGGGUGUAUCUGAACAAGAGGAACAAGAAAGACGAACUGCCGGUGGACUUUGGGACGACUGGGAAUCUGCACUCUCUAGGGACAGGUCGAAUCACGAUGCUGAAACGCAAAGGAAUAUGGAGGCUUCAAGGAGAAGAAUGGACGGAGCCCAUGAUAUGGUUCCUGAUACAGCUCGGGACAAUCCUUCAAGGCCACGAGCUACUCCUACCAUGCCAUUCAGGAACGCCAACAGCCAAUACCGAUACCCCUCUAUCACUGUAUCUCAACCUCUCAGCUACCAGGAUAACCUUAAUUCCCCCUCAUCUUUACCCUCACUACCAUCUCUACCCCCAAAAUUACCAGUAGAAAGCCCAUCAGCCUUCUUACACGAGCUAGAGCCUCCUCCGCGCCCUGAAAAGACCACUCCGGUCCGCCCAGAUAUGGACACCUCCCAAUCUCAAUCUCAAAAGAACUUCACCUUCCGCCCUUCCGCCUACCUAGAAAGCGGCGAGCCCCUCCGUACCGUAUUCCUUCCUCCAACCCUUCGCAAAGAAUUUCUCAAGAUAGCUGAGCCCAACACACUGCGCAACCUGGAGACUUGUGGCAUGCUCUGCGGUUCCCUCAUAUCCAAUGCGCUUUUCAUUCGACGGGUCGUCAUCCCAGAACAAAAGUCGACUAGUGAUACCUGCGAGACAGUCAACGAAAACUCGCUGUUCGAGUACUGCUCCAGCGAGGAUUUACUGCUGUUAGGAUGGAUUCACACGCAUCCGACGCAGAGCUGCUUCAUGAGCAGCGUGGAUUUGCAUACACACUUUGGAUACCAGACGAUGAUGAAGGAGAGUAUUGCGAUUGUCUGCGCGCCGAGCAAGAGUCCCUCAUGGGGGGUGUUCCGCCUCACAGAUCCACCUGGAAAACAAGCGAUUGCCUCAUGCACCCAAUCCUCGCUUUUCCAUCCUCACGAGGAGCGGAACCUCUACACGGGUGCUCUGAGGCCGGGUCACGUGUUUGAGGCUGAGGGCCUGGAGUUCCAGAUCGUGGACUUGAGACCUGGUGUUUGA
This is a messenger RNA of Drepanopeziza brunnea f. sp. 'multigermtubi' MB_m1, 1587 nucleotides long. RefSeq lists its product as uncharacterized. The record is from RefSeq and is a predicted model, not a curated record. Gene Ontology annotation, cellular component: membrane; endosome. Gene Ontology annotation, molecular function: metal-dependent deubiquitinase activity; K63-linked deubiquitinase activity; protein binding. Gene Ontology annotation, biological process: protein K63-linked deubiquitination. NCBI's taxonomy places the organism in Eukaryota, Fungi, Ascomycota, Leotiomycetes, Helotiales, Drepanopezizaceae.